This is a messenger RNA of Drosophila guanche, 1118 nucleotides long. RefSeq lists its product as uncharacterized. The record is from RefSeq and is a predicted model, not a curated record. Lineage: Eukaryota; Metazoa; Arthropoda; Insecta; Diptera; Drosophilidae. The transcript has 3 exons. Gene Ontology annotation, cellular component: membrane. The coding region runs from base 370 to 891 and encodes 173 amino acids.
CGCAGUCAAACGCGUCUCGUCCGCCGUGGCCACAGCAACGCAUCGCAUUCCCCGAUCUUUUGUGCCUUUCUGCUAAUCAGAUACUAAACACACACACACACAGAAACGCACCGAUUGGCGGCAUAUAUUUAAAAAUCAGUCGCGCGAGGGUGUCAUAUAUACUGCGAGUGCGAGUUAUACCCACACCGAUCGAUCUUUUAUGUGCUAGACUAGAGGGAGGGGAAACGACCGAGCUGCACAAAAUCUCUCACAAAUAUUUUUUGUUCUUUUCUGAAUAAUAUUCGAAACGAAAGCGCGACAGAGUGUUUUUUUCAAAGUUAGUUUCCCAAUCGAACCAAUAACCUAAUAAAAAGAAAAAAAAAUAUAAAAAUGGUCGAGACCGUGGUCAAUGUUGAGCGCACAACAACAACAACAACAAAUGGUCCACCCGGCGGACCAUCGUCCGAUGGUGGCUUCUGGAGCGCCAUACGCCUCAACAUUGACUAUUUCCGCAGCGUGCCGGGCAUCAUAAAGAUUGUGGAAUUUGUGCUGGGCAUUAUUUGCAUGGCCCUGGCCGCCCCGCCACUGAACUCGGCCACCUCGUUCUUCAUGUUCGUCAUCGUCAUCUCGUUCAUCAUCACGAUCCUGCUGAUUGCCGCCUAUUUCCUGGGCAUACGCGAGGCCCUCAAUGUGGCCGUCAACUGGAUAUUCUCGGAGCUGAUCACCACCGCCGUACUGACGCUGCUGUACUUCAUUGGCUUCAUUGUUCAGCUGGCCAGAUGGUCAGAGUCCGGGGCUAAGGGCAGCGGCUCCAACACGGCCGCCGGCGUCUUUGGGCUCUUCAACUUCUUGGCUUAUGCGGCGGGCACGUACUUCCUGUUCCUGGCCCACAGAUCGGGAGCUACCCAUUAGUCUGUGUCUGUGUCUCUUGUCUGGAUGCAAGCAGCAGCAGCGAGCAGGAGUGAUGAACCGAGUCGAGUCGAGCCGCAUGGACGAAAUCUAGCGUAGAAUAAUUAUUAUGUGUUUAUGUUUUAUGUUGUACAUGGAGAACAGGCAGCGCAGCGCAGGGCGGGAUCAGCCACAACCCCCCACCCACUUUGUUUGUGGUGUUAUUUUAAUGUUUAACUUUAAUGCUGAUG